CUGCUUUUGGGAUGAUGGUGUAACGGUGUGACACUACAUGUAGUGAGGACAGAUGCUCAUGAUGCACUUACUGUUCGUUUUACACUGACAAUCCAUCAAGUCGGACUGAUCCAUGGCUUUACAUCUGGAUAUGAGAGUUCAGCGUGAACAAUCUAACUACCAGAAUGUACAGAGGGAGAAGAAAACACCUCCCUCACCUGGAAGAGACGCUCAGUAUAGAGGAGCAUUCAGGCUGGCUGGAGUGUGCAUCGGUCUAAUGUGUAUCGUUCAGGCGACUCUCAACGUCGUCCUGAGGCUGUACCUUCUUUCUCAGAAACAUACGGAGCAGUUCUUCAUGGACUGUGAAAAUUACACGCUGGCCAAAUACAAUGUACUUAAUGAGGAGAAAAGACAGUUAGACAUCAACUACCUCAGCCUGGGUAAAGUGAGAGAUCAGCUACAGCAGGAGAAAGAUCAACUCCAGAGAAAAUAUUCCAACUUUGACGUCUGGAUCAGAGCAUCUCCAAAACUGCAGCUCUUGUGGGUUGUUCGUGGUCUGCCGUGGUCAGAAGGAACAGUGGUGAUCCGGCGACAGCUGAGGAUCAUUGAUGCAGCUGAGGAUCUCAGGAUGGGGUGGGUCUCCUUCAGGUCCAGUCUUUACUUCAUGUCUAAGGAGAACAAGACCUGGACUCAGAGCCAAGACGACUGCAUAAAGAAAAAUGCAAACCUCGUGAUCAUAACGAGCAGAGAAGAACAGGAUUUCAUUGAGUUGUUUAGAAGAGGAAAGCCGGCUUGGAUUGGUUUGAAUAACCAAAACACGGAGCGCUUGUUUAAAUGGGUGGACGGUACACCACUGCAAACUCCUUUCUGGUGGACUCAAGAGCCAAACAAUCGUAAUGGAGAUGAAAAUUGUGUUGAAACUGAUUACAGUCCCGAAGAUGGAAGACCAGUGGUUGAUGUCCUUAACACAUGGAACGAUAAUACAUGCAGUGCCAAGAAAUUUUGGAUAUGUGAGAAAACCAUUUCCAUUUAAAUCUCUGUAAAGAGAAAUGGAUUGUAGACCAGUAGAGCAAAAACACAUUGCAAAUGCUUUCAAUUCAGUGUGUCAUUUUUUUAUUAGCUACAUCCAUUAGUGUUUGUGUAUUACUAGCAUUUUUCAUAAGCGUUGUUAUAUUUUCUUAGUUUAUUUGAAUCGUAUUUUUCCAUGUCUGUAUGGAGGUUUUUUUAUUCUUGCUUUUAAAUAAAUGCAUUUGAUGUCUUAGUUGA
Messenger RNA from Silurus meridionalis, 1245 nucleotides. RefSeq names its product CD209 antigen-like protein 2. The transcript has 7 exons. Lineage: Eukaryota; Metazoa; Chordata; Actinopteri; Siluriformes; Siluridae. The record is from RefSeq and is a predicted model, not a curated record. Bases 113 to 1012 code for a protein of 299 amino acids.